AAAAAAAAAAAAACUGUAUUUUAUACGAUUUGACCACAUGUUUCAAGCCCAAACAAAUAAAAAGACCGCCUUUUCUAUCUUGCCCUCUCUCUCUCUCUCUCUUUCUCGCCUUAUUAUAAACAGUAAAGAAUAAUGCCGCAUAUCAUACUAGACGAUGAUGGAGAAGAUACUCAAACGUAUAGCACUAAUGUGUCAGAUAUACUUGACCAUACGCACCAUUACCCAUACACUGCGCCAUCCAUCAGUUCCUCAGCAUCCGAUUCGAUAUCAUCCACACCACCACAACAAGCUUCAACUGUGGCUAAAACCAGAGAAGAGGUCAUGAAAGAAAUACAAAAUACCAUUGAACAAAUGGUUACUUGUAUUGCAUUAGGUGAACCCAUUCGGCUCGUUUUAAACCGUCGAAAGGGCAAUAACAACAGUGGCGAUACGCAGAAUGAUGACAUGAGUGAGAAUAAAAAAACAAGAACGUUAUCUCUUACAUCUGGAGAUUCUGCAAAGGCGUUUGCACGCUAUCUAUCAGUACUGCAAAUGAUUUAUGAAGCCAUUGCAUAUAAAAUUAUGGUUACAAAAAGAGACAUGUUUUAUAGAAACGUAUCUCUAUUUGGAACCCAAACCGUUCUGGAUUCGAUUGUGGACGAUAUUUCCUGUCAUUACAAUGUGCCAAGAUCUUCUUUAAAUGUGAGUGCUGCCUCAAAGGGAUUAAUUUAUGGUCCGAUUAUCAUCAAACUCAAAAACAACAAAAGACUGGAUUGCAUGAGUACUCCUACAGACCAAGAUGGAUGUCAUGACGAGCAGGGCAUAUUAAUUCCACCCAUAAGUCAAGUAACUCAAGUACAAUGCAUGGCAAAGUGUAUGAUUGUCAUCGAAAAAGAAGCUACAUUUCGGUAUCUUGUAUCUGCUGGAUUUUGCCAAUCGUUACCAGAAAGUUGUAUUCUAAUUACAGGAAAAGGUUAUCCAGAUUUAUCUACAAGACAAUUCGUCAAGUACUUUUCGAUUCAUUAUAGCAAAUUACCUAUAUUUGCAUUGAUGGAUAAUGAUCCUCAUGGUCUUGAUAUUUAUGCCACUUAUAAAUGGGGUGCAAAAGCAUUUGCUUUUGAUGUUUUUAAUUUAGCAGUCAAUGAGAUUGAAUUAAUUGGGUUAACUUGUCAAGAUAGAAAGGAUUUUAACAUAGGUACAGAGUGCUAUAUCCCAAUGACCGAGCGAGAUAAAGCCAAAUUGUCAAGUAUGGUUCGUACCUGUAGUUUAGAUGAAACACCGGGUCUAUCUCAGCUUCGUGACCGAGGCUGGAGCAAAGAGAUCGAAAAGCAGCUUGCUUCGAAAGGACAUCAGAGCUACAUUAACGAAGUGAAUAAGUUGAUUCGAUCUGAUUAUAAGCUUGAACUACAAGCAUUAAAUAAUAAUGGUCCCUUUGGAUUAACAAAUUAUCUUAGCACAAAGCUUGCAAAUUGUAAAUUAUGAAUAUAAAGGUUGAUUUUUGAUGCACGUAGUAUUUGCACGUAGUGCUUCUUCUUUUGCACGUAGUGAUUCGUUUGCCGAUACGAAUUGGCAUAAAAAUUGUCCCUAUUCUUUCUUUUUAAUGAUUGGAGACUGCAUCAGAAAAAUAACCGAUGACAGGGAAGACAAAGGUGCUAUUCUCAAGAUAGGAGUCUAUUCUCCUUGGUGAGAAGUGUCGAAUAGGGACACUAAUUAGAAUAAAACCUG
Mucor mucedo is the source of this 1704-nucleotide messenger RNA. Its product is annotated as Spo11/DNA topoisomerase VI subunit A. The coding region runs from base 133 to 1461 and encodes 442 amino acids. The record is from RefSeq and is a predicted model, not a curated record. Lineage: Eukaryota; Fungi; Mucoromycota; Mucoromycetes; Mucorales; Mucoraceae. The transcript has 10 exons. Gene Ontology annotation, molecular function: DNA topoisomerase type II (double strand cut, ATP-hydrolyzing) activity; DNA binding; ATP binding. Gene Ontology annotation, cellular component: nuclear chromosome. Gene Ontology annotation, biological process: meiotic DNA double-strand break formation; meiotic DNA double-strand break processing; reciprocal meiotic recombination.